Molecule: messenger RNA, 1837 nt
Organism: Lolium perenne
Lineage: Eukaryota; Viridiplantae; Streptophyta; Magnoliopsida; Poales; Poaceae
Biological process (GO): interstrand cross-link repair
Cellular component (GO): Fanconi anaemia nuclear complex
Source: RefSeq, a predicted model, not a curated record
ACUCACGAUAUCUUUUCCCCACAAAUUAAAUUCUGUUCCGUUUGGCACCUCUGAAUAAAAUCGCGGGAAUCAAUGGAGCCAUGGCUGCCGUUGCUCCGCCACCUCCUCGCCUCCCCGGCCCCCAACGCCGCCGCCUUCUCCUCCUCCUCCUCCUCGAACAACUGCCCCAGCUCUGCUCCGCCGGCCGCGGGCCUCCUCCGCAUCCUCCUCUCCCCGGUGCCCACGCUCCCCGCCUCCGAACCCACCACCGUCCUCUUUCAGACCCUCCCGCCCUUGCUGCAAUCCCAGGCGCUCUCCUUCCUCUCAUCCUCCGCCCCCCUCCUCGACCCGAUCCAGGUCCGCUCGCUGGCCUCUCGCGUCCUCUCUGCUCCGCCUGGCCGGUAUCAAUUCUGGGUCCGCCAGGGCGCCCGCCACCUGCUCGACGGAUUGCCUGACAAAGACGCCCCUGAUGUCCCCUCGGAGUUUAUCGAGGAGUUCCACGAGCCACCGCCGUGGCUUAAAGAAGCAGCAGCUCGGGCACGUCCUGUCCUGCCGUGGCUGCCUCUUGAUUGCCGAAACGUGAUGCCCGUUGCAGAUGGUUUAGAUGGAGUUCGGUUAGAGUCUCUGGAGUUGGAGCAGGACGAGUUUCCGGUCAUCCAGGUGGUCGGGCGUCCUCCGGCUCCUCCACUUGGUGUUUCAGUCGUCCAUAGGGCUCAAGCACUGCGGAAGGAGAUUGAGUUGGCAGAUUCGGUUUUGGACGCUCAGCAGGUGGCGAAAGACUUGCAUGUUCUUUGUCUAGAAUCCGGGAAUGCUGAGGCAGUACUUAGCUUGGUACAGCCAUGGGGUGCGGAUGAUGACACCGUGAGGGUUCUGCUUUCACAUUUGGUACUUGAGGAAGAUGGGAUGCAUGGAAAAGGGCCGGCACUUGUGCUGUGUUCUCUUGUCCUGCCGAAGUUACUUGGCCUUCAGAGAGCAGCUUCAUCUGGUCUUAUUUCGGCUGCGUUGGAUAUCUGCAAACGUCACCCGGCUGCUGCAGUGGAGGCUGUCCUCUUUCCACUAGUUCUUAGAAAGGAAGGGCUAAAUGUUCCUCAGUGUGAUGUGCUCACGCGGAUUGUCAAGGAUUGUAUGCAUCCCUUGCAUGUCAAGGCCUUCUGUCACAGGCUGCUUUCGGGGGAGGAGGAAGAGCGGAGACCAGUUUGUAUGCCUCAGCAUCGGGAAAAUAUUGGUAUUGAUUUGGUCUGGACAGAAUCUAUCUUUGUGCUCUUCAACGGCAUUCUCAAUCAAGACAUUCGCCUGACACCAAGCACCAUCGAGAAGCUAGUGUCCAUAAUUGAUAGGAUGGCAAUGAAGUUCCGGAAGUCACUUAAAUUUGGUAACUUUUUUCUGUGCUUUGUCUCCAAGUGUUGGCAUGAAUGCAAGAUUCAUGGACUUUUGCUUGAGAGAGCUGCUGACACAACCGACACUUUCUUGACUAAAGCUAUAUUAGCAAAAAUGCGGCCUACGAGUUGAAGCGCCUUCUUGAAUUGUUUAGAGGUAUCAUGGAGAAGUAAAAGUGUUUCUGCUCUCUUCUCGCCAUAUAGCUCAUCCAUCUUUAUCACUGGAAUUUCCAUUUCCUGAAACACUGGAGUAUUGAAGUCUAACCAAAUGUGCUACUCUUCUCAAGUUGAUCUGCUAUAGCUACAGCAAGGUAGGUAUUUAUAAUGGCCUAGAUAUGGACAUUGGAAAAUAUAUGUUUCCAGAUUUCAAGACAUGAUAUGGUUUGAAAAUGGAAGAAACCUUUACUUUCCUAUGGUGCAUAUGACAAGCAUGUCCCUGUUAAAAAAAAAAAAAUACAAGCAUGCCCAGAUACAGUUCACUA